Messenger RNA from Patiria miniata (bat star), 885 nucleotides. RefSeq names its product zinc finger protein 534-like. Gene Ontology annotation, biological process: regulation of transcription by RNA polymerase II. Lineage: Eukaryota; Metazoa; Echinodermata; Asteroidea; Valvatida; Asterinidae. The record is from RefSeq and is a predicted model, not a curated record. Gene Ontology annotation, molecular function: DNA-binding transcription factor activity, RNA polymerase II-specific; sequence-specific DNA binding. Gene Ontology annotation, cellular component: nucleus. The coding region runs from base 1 to 885 and encodes 294 amino acids. The transcript is spliced from 2 exons.
AUGAGUCAUCAGAGUGCCAUGAGGCCCUACCCAACAAGCACACCUACCAGUCAGCAGUUCCUUCAAUGCUUGCAGGAGGAGUGGGACAUUGAUCAAGAUGAAGAUCAGCUUAUGAUUGUUGACGUUCCUCCUGAGCCGUCAGUCGCGGUGGCACAGCAAGGAUUGCAGGGCGGACGAGGGAGACAAGGACAUGACGAAAAGGCAGUAAAAGGUAGACAGUACUCAUGCGUGUCGUGUGAUAAGGUCUUCCGUCAACUGACCAACCUGAUCCGACACUGCAAGCUUGACAAUAUCGACACGAGUGUGAACAAGAAAGCAGUGACCUGUCCGGUUUGCAGCAAAGUGUUCUCUCGUCCCGACAAUUUGAAACGGCAUCGCAAGAACCACACCGCAGAUCAGCUGCCGUCUAUCAGCCAUCAAAUCUCGGAUCAAGAGAAAGUGGAGUCAACCAUUGCUAAGACCGGAACUGACUGUAACCCUCCCCAAAACCCUAGCAGUACAAUAUCAACCUGUCCAGCGUGUGGAGUUGUUUUCCAGAGGGUGAGCCAUAUGUUACGGCAUCUACAAAACGACCACGGUGGAGUGUCAGCAUCUUAUCCAACACCGUUCGAGCAAACCCCCGAACCCUACCAAUCUGAGAAUGUAGAGGGAGAUCCCGAGAUGAUGGAGGCUGUUUCCGAUGUCCAUACCACCCCAUCCCCCACUGAUGUACCACCAACGUCACCGCAGACACCACUGCAGACACCGCAGACAUCACAAGCACCACACGGGCACAUCUGCCCGCUGUGUGACAAGUCUUUCAGUCGGCACGACAACCUGAAGAAACACAUCAAAACGUACCACGAAGGCAGUACAACUCCACCGUCAAUACCCGAAGAAACCUAA